Mixia osmundae IAM 14324 is the source of this 1653-nucleotide messenger RNA. RefSeq lists its product as uncharacterized. The transcript is spliced from 2 exons. The coding region runs from base 1 to 1653 and encodes 550 amino acids. The record is from RefSeq and is a predicted model, not a curated record. Lineage: Eukaryota; Fungi; Basidiomycota; Mixiomycetes; Mixiales; Mixiaceae.
AUGGCAAUGAGUGCUCUCUUCGGCUCCUCGCCCUCGGGUGCAGGCAUGUUGUCGACCUCGAGCCAGAAGGACCCACCGACGUUCAGAGGUCUCACUGCACCGUCUGGUGGCAUACUCCUCAACUCGGGCAGUCGACAAGCCUCGCCCUCGCCCCUGUCCAAGAGUACAGGGCAUACCAGGAGAGCGUCAGAGCUACCUCCCAGUAGCAGCUACAAGCAAGCCUACCUGCAGCCUGUUCAUGGACCGGGAAGAAUUACCGCGCCCGAAUUCGAUCUGGCUACUGCACGCAAGCUCAUUGGCCGAUCAGACUCGGCCAGCUCAGUCGGUUCAUCGACUUCAUCCGAUGAUGUCAACGGUUCCAAGCGAGACAGCAAAGCCAGAAUCAGGUUUGCACCUCUGCCUGACCCGAGAAAGUAUCGCGACGAGUUUGGCUACUACGACGAUGACUAUCCCGACGGCGACACUUCCCGUCGCGGCUCAGAGGGUUCGAUCAAUACUACAGAGCCAGCAGCAGCUACACCAGGCCAGCUGACACCCUCUACGUCCUUCUCGUCUGCGAUAACCAAUCCUGACGAUCCAUCAGGCCCCGAAGCGCAAGGCGAGCUCACGCCACGCAAUGGCGCCCAACGCAAGGAAUCCACUUCAUCUGUCACACGGAAGCUGCUCGGCGGUCUGCUCGGCAAGAAGCCAAAAGCAUCUCAGCAGGGCAGCACAGGCAUACCCGUCCGUCGCGUGUCAUCUACAGGCGGAAUUAAUUACACCGGUCGGACGACGGGCAGCAUGUUCACGUCCAAAGAGGAUCGUCGGCGUUCGUUGGUCGAUCAGGCCCUGGAGGGCACAGAUCUGAGAAGAGUACGAUCGGGUCCCUCGAGCGCAUCUCCUAGCGGUCAGCGCGCACGAUAUCCUCCCGUUGCGCAGGGCAGAGGGCGAAGAAGCAGGACGACGAGCGCCGAACCUGUCGAGGAGCCCGAUUUCGUAGAAUGGGGGUUCGGCGGCGUAGGAUCUGCUCCUGCCUUCACGGCUUCUGCCGCAGAAAGAGCGCGAGAGAGAUCUGCGAGCGUCGGCUCGGGCACACCAUCACAGCCAAAGGCAGUCUCGGCCUUCCAAGCUGACGACGCAUUCGUGUCUGGCGAAGAUGAUGACGGAAGCGGGAUGGCAUGGGUGCGCAAGCGACGACAACGUCAGAAGGAGGCCGAAGAGCAAGCCCGAGCAGAGAGAUCUAGAUCUACUUCACGCGAUGAGUCUCCCUUUGGCAGCAGAGUCGCGCGGCCCGGUGCAGACUCCAAUGAGGAGCUCUUUCAAAUGGACGACGACACGGGUACACGCACGCCGCCCCGAACUGCAGAUGCUCCUCCCAUCGUCGUUUCGCCUCCUCGCGAAUCAGCAACGCUCCACAAGGCGAUCAGCAGUCCGACAUCAGAUGACGAGACGAUCAAGAUUGCAGCCCAAGUUCCUGUGGCACGACAAGCAGAUGAGGAAGAUGAUGCGGGUGCAGAUGAUGAUCGAGAAGAGGAAGAUGAUCUGACGACAGAGGAGAAGGAGGAAGAGGACCGACUGACAGAAGCUGCUCGCAAGACGACUGCGUCUGCAAAGACAGAGAUCUUCAGCAAGCACAAGCCCGCCCCAGACGAACGCCGUCGCAUCGCUUCUUGA